UUCGGCCCCAAUGCUCGGGACGGUACGCGCCAUUCGUACGCGGGACUUCGUGCCAUCGGUAUCGGGAUUUGGCCAGCAGCCGUGUGUCACAGCAGACCAGCUCUGUUCACGUGCGUGUGAACGUGUAUGUGUGCAUUGCUAAGGUGGGUGCAUGUGCAUAUGAGUCUCUGUGUGUGAGUGUGGUUCCCUAUCGUAGUCGAAACUAGUGACCUUAGCGUCAGUGCGAAGUGCGAAAAAACGGUGUAGUUUAAGUGAGUGCCAGUGUGUCAUAGGUUGACAGGCUAAGCGUCGGCGGAAUUUGCAAGCGACUCGCGGUGCGCUGAUCCGUUUGAUCGAUACUAGCGAGCAAAGCUCGUCAUUAACAGGAUAAUCUGGCGCAAGCAGGCGGGCGUCGCAGGUAAUUUGAAUGAAUUUCCCGGUCGCCUAGUAGCGAUUCGGCUUAGAGUUUCGGUCGUGUGCAUGUGCGCGUCAGUGACCGUUGCGGGGUUGCGUUGCGUAGCGCACUAAUUUAAUUAGUGAGUUUGUUCGGGUGGCCGUGCUUCAAGUCUGUUGACGGUGAAAGAAAAUUUGGAAGCGGUAAAGUUGUGAUUUGUCUUGAUUUGUGUUGGUUUAAAGUGAAUGUUUGUGUAGAAAAAGUGAAAAGUGUCCAUCACGUUCCUUUGAUUGAAACGUUUAAGUUGCGCAAAAAAUAAUCUUGACGCGUUGUAUUAAAGCCAAGUGUAUGUUGCUAGUGUAAAUUAAAGCAAAAAAGAGAAACAUAAAACACAAGCAAGUGAAAAGCCAUUGCCUAAAAGAAGCGGAUAAAGUGAUAAAGCGACAAAAGAAUAUUCAGCAAAAGAAAUCAUAAUAAAACACAGUACGAAAACGAUAGCAAAAAAAAAAACGAAACAAUUACACAACCGAGAAGCGUUCAGCAGCAAAGGCAACCGAAAAGAAAAGGAUUACUUGAAAAUAUUAUUCUUUCAUCAGUCGGAAAGUGUAGCAAAAGCAGCAGCAACAGCAACGGCAGUAUAGCAGCACCAACGGCAGCAAAGGAUAAUAAAUCUCUUCCUUUUUUUUCGCACUCCUCGAGCGCGAAGCUUGUCGGGUUGGUGGUUUAACGGUUCCUCGGUUACUCGGCCACUUGGCUCAGUAGUGAUUCUUUUCCCAUUUACAUCCUUGCGUUUGGGUGUACCAGUGUGAGUGUGUCCUAAGUGUGUGUGUGUGAGAGAGUGUUUCUUCGUGGUGUUUCGUGGUGUCCAUCCGUGCAGAGGAAAACUCCGUUGCUGGAUCUGAUUUUCGUCGCUUGGGAUUAAAGCAAACACCGCGCUGGCUACCAAGGCCUCUAUAAUGAUUGUAUAAGAAAUAAAAAAUGGUAGCCGAUCUAAGUUGAUAAAAAUGGAUUACAAGGAAAUUAUAUUGCUACUAUGUCUGAUCCUAACGUUGGCCAAGGCAACACACAAAGAUAACCGAGGUGGUUCGAAUGAAACCCUAAGCACUUGGUCACCGUCGGGCGUAGAUUUGGAGGAUGAGGACGACGAGGAGGUACAGAAACGAGCAAAAGCUCAAGGUUGGUCAUCGUGGACGGAAUGGUCAACCUGUUCGCGUUCGUGCGACGGUGGCGUUGCGUACCAGCUGCGCCGGUGUCACGCACCUCACGGCUGCAAAGGAGACGCGGUGCGGUAUAAAAUCUGCAACAUGCAGCCCUGCCCGGAGCAGCAGGAUUUCCGCGCCCACCAAUGCUCGGCGUACGAUGACGUGCCGUACGACGGUGCGCUGCUGAAGUGGACCCCACACUACGACUACUCGGAACCGUGCGCCCUCACCUGCCGGGGCCGACCUCAGCACCUGCUGGAGGAUAUGCCGGAUUCGGCCGGUGCCGGCGACUCCUUUCCCAUCAGUGACGACGAACCGAGCGUCAUCGUGCAGCUCUCCAAUCGAGUGCAGGACGGUACCAGAUGUCGCCCGGGCAGUCUCGACAUGUGCAUCCAGGGAAAGUGUCAGCGCGUUGGAUGCGACCUUAAGAUUGGCUCGACCAAGAAGAUCGAUGUGUGCGGUGUGUGCGGUGGCGAUGGAACGUCCUGUACGCAGCCACUCUACCAGUGGGAAAUUGCACCCAUGUCCCUGUGUUCCGUAACCUGUGGAGGUGGUUACAAGAUGGCCAUGCCGACCUGCCGGAACCGCGUGACCGGCGUGGACGUGGAGGAGUCACUCUGCAACGCUUCUUCCCGACCGGAGCCCACCGUCGUCCAGUGCAAUACCCAUCUCUGCCCACCGAAAUGGGUGACGGACGACUGGCGAUCGUGCUCGAAACCGUGCGGCGGUGGCAUCCGCGAACGGGUGGUGGUCUGUGCGGAGGAAAGCAAUGGCGCCAAGAACAAGGUACCGGACGAGGCUUGCCGUGGAGUGAGGCCGAAAAAUCAGGAACCCUGCAACGUCCAAGAAUGUCCCAAGUGGGUCGUCGGCGAAUGGAGUGGGUGCUCCGUUUCCUGUGGCAGCGGUAUUCAGGUGCGCAGCGUUGAGUGUAUGGACACGAACGGCCAUUACAGUGCCCAGUGCGAUCCGGGAGCGAAACCAGUCACGGGGCAACCGUGCACCACGGGCAUCAUCUGUAAUGCGGGUUCGGUUUCGUCGGGACUGAGCGGCGGUGCCAACACUGGUACAACGGUUUCGGGCUCAUCAAAUGCUGGCAUCAUCGCUGUACCGCCCUCGUCAGCAUCCGACUUCGAUGGGCUUACGAUGGGCGUCGAGAGUGAGGCAGAGCGGGCCAGCAUUUCCGCCAUGAUGAAGGAGAAGGCCGCGAUGCAUCACGAGCGCGAUCCGACGCUGAUGACGUACAACGAUCAACCGUACUAUGCACAACCGCUGCGGCAGGAUCGGUUACCGAAGGCGGAGAAAAUUGUUUCCCAGCGGGUGCCCAGUGAAGCCACCUUCAUUCAGGACACCGAAUGGUCACCGUGCAGUGUGACGUGCGGCGAAGGGAUCCGCCGGAAGCCGUUCCGGUGCAAGAUUUUCCUCGAAUUUUCCAAGCGCGUCGCGGUGCUAAACGAUUCGCUCUGUCACGCCUACAAACCGCUGGACGAGGUGGAACGUUGCGUCAUGGAGCCGUGCUCGUACUCGCACAAUUUCGAGGAUACCUAUCUCAAAGAUGGAAAUCGGCAGAGUUUGGAAAACAUUAAGGUACACGUGUCCGUGCCGGGCAAGACGUACUCCUGGCGAGAGGAAGGCUACACCAGUUGCAGCGCGUCCUGUCUCGGCGGUGUAGAGGAGUUGAUAAUCAACUGCGUGCGAGAUGAUACGAACAAGAUUGUGUCUCCGUUUCUCUGUUCGCCCGAGACGAAACCGGAAGCGCGCAUUCGCACCUGUAACGACAUCCCGUGUCCUCCGCGGUGGAACUAUUCCGAGUUUACACCGUGCUCCAAGUCGUGCGGCUUUGGAAUACAGACGCGCGAGGUGACGUGCAUCCACGAGGUGACAAGGGGAGGAGAAAACACAAUGAUUGUACCGAACAGUAUGUGCACGACGAAACCACAACCGGACCGACAGUACUGCAACAUCAUCGACUGUCCCGUCCGGUGGGAAGUGUCCGAGUGGAGCAAAUGUUCAAAAUCUUGUGGCGGAGGUUUCAAGGAGCGACGCGUCGAGUGCAAACAGAUCAUGGCCCAGGAGCACAAGGUAGAGCGACCGGCAUCGAUGUGUCCGAGCAGCAAGCCGCCGGACAAGAAACCCUGCAACACCAAGGCCUGUGCACCGGAAGAUCAGCGACCACCGAUUGCGGGCACCAACUCUACCUUCAUUCAGCACGACCCCAAGAAGAACAAGAUUACGCUAAAGAUUGGCGGUGCGGCGACCGUCUUCUACGGAACGCAGGUUAAGAUCAAGUGCCCGGUGAAGCGAUUCAAUCGCACCAAGAUCCGCUGGACGAAAGAUCAGCAACCGUUGCUGAAGACGAAGAAGAUCAAAAUGUCGAAAAAGGGCGCACUGCGCAUACUGGACGUAACGUUCCGCGAGGCUGGCAUCUACACGUGCCAUGCUGGGCUGAGCCAUGCGGAUCUGAAGCUGGCCGUCAAGGCGAAACCGGGCGGCGAAAAUCAGCCGAACGAAGAUCACGAUCGACACCGGGGAGCGGAUCCGAAUGCACUGCUGGCUAACUCGUACGCAAUGGCCAAUGGGAAUGAGGAAGAGAAGAGUGGGAGGAAAAAUCGAGAUCGCAAUCGGGGGAGAAAUCGACAACGACAACAGCAGGACACGCUUCUAACUGAGCACGGCGAUGGAUCGGACGAUGAGGAACCCCUGCGGUCACACUCGCAAAUGACUGUGUCGGGCAGUACGGUAGCGUCGGACGCGUCGGCCGCGGCCAGUUCCGGCACCCGUACGUUACCAUUGCCCCACUUCCAGCACCUACUGGCCGGCCUACAGCUUCUUUGGCCAUUUCAGACAUUCAGCAACAGUAAGAACUACGGACAGCAGUAUCUUGCCGAGCGCGGCUACGAUCCGUUCGAUGGGUCGAUCGGUAGAGGGGAUGUGGAGGACGAGGAGCCACCGAGGCCCAUGAACGUGUAUCAGCUGCUGAAAUCGCGCCACACCAGUGAAUCCGUGGACGAGCCAAUGAUCCACGACGGACAGGCAACGGAGGGCUACGAGUUCGAGUGGAUGACAACGCCCUGGUCCGAGUGCUCACAGACAUGCGGUGCCAAUGGGGGAGGGUACAAGCUCCGAUCGGCCCACUGCAUGCUACGGAUGAGCAAUUCCAGCCGCACCGUCGACAACAGCUUCUGCGAGGACGCUGGCCUGCCGGUGCCGGAAACGGUCGACAAAUGUGGCAACAUCGACUGUCCGCGCUGGGUGACAGCGGAUUGGAGCGGCUGUCAGCAGUCCAAGUGCUUCUCGUGGCACACGGCGCUCCAGCGGCGUGACGUGUACUGUCAGUUCGAUGGCGAGCGUAGCGACGAGAAGGUGUGCGAGGACCAGGAGAAGCCCGUCACCAAGCAGGAGUGCUACAACGAACUGUGCAAAGGUGUUUGGCGUGUCGAGCCAUGGUCAGAUUGUAAUGCGGCCUGCGAAGGACAGGGCAUCAAGUACAGGAUACUACAGUGCGUAUGGUACGGCACGAAAAAGCCGGCAGGCAACGCGUGUCGUGAGCUGCCCCGACCAGCGGUCAUGAAAGUUUGCAAAGGACCACCAUGUAUUUCGAAUCUUUCGGAGUGUAAAGACUUGUCGAGGUACUGUAAAAAUGUAGAAAGCAUGGGCCUUUGCAGACUGCACCGUUACCAGCAACAGUGUUGCAAGACUUGUAGGUUUAAUAUUUACCACUAAGGAUCGCAAAGAACGAAAACACCGGACUGCCAAUCGAUACCGCGCUGGAUGUGGCGUUUGUAUGACGCUUUUGGAAACUUCCGAUGAUGUUCGGUGUAUUUUGUUGGAAAAGCGUCUCCAGCCUCCAAUAGGAUAAGCGCAGCAAAAGGAUGCAAUCCUUGCUGCUCCUUGCCUGUCCACUCUUUCUUUCACCUCCCGAACCACCAGCGCCAAUGGCCCCGGUAUACACAACUGAAACUGAAACAGCAACGAACUUGUGUAUGAUACGGAAUAGCUAUUGACACCUACUACCGAAGACUUAUUUAAAAUAGUCAAUUAUGUGUACUUGACUAUGAGCGUUGCUGAAAUCCAGCCAUCCACACUUAUAGAGACAGCACGGCGCAGUACUUGGAUCAUGGUGCAACUGUUAGAUUAUUGUUGAAGAACUUCAAUGGAGUAAACUGAGUGCUAGUACUGCAACAAAAGACACUCUGUUUUCCUCUGAAAGUAGACAAUGUACUUUGGACAGACGAACGAUGUAGCAAGCUGGUAGCAUACACACUCAACCACACACGACCUACACGACCACAAGAAUGCCAGAGGCGUCUGUUUGUUAAUUUCGCAGAACUGUUGGAUUCUAUGUAUAUAGGUAAAGCAAAAGGAGGAAGAAACUAUAGAAAAGCCCUAUACAUAUAAAUAUAAAUACAUAUAGACGCAAGCAUAGGGAAAAGCAAACCAGACUCCACAAGGCGUAGCACUAGGUUUAGGUAAUAUUUGAUGAGCAAGAGGGAGACCGAGCGAAGAAGUGAACAUAGUAAUAUAUAAAUUAAACAGAUCGACUCUAAACAAACGAAAGUUAAGGUUAGCUCAGCUCAGCUUACCGACUUGCUGAACGAAGGACAGCAGAUAGCAAAUUGCCAGCACGCUGUCGUAACGCUUCUGUAAACGUUCAGUGCUUUUUGAUAGUGGGGAUAGGUAGGUGUGCUGCUACAAGUAUUAUCGUGUGUUGAAAUAGAAACCAUACCCACUCACACACACACAUACACAUCUAUUUCCGCUUUGAAAAUGAGUCAUUUACAGGACAAAUCACAUUCUUCUUCAUCUCUCACCCAUAACGUCGAUUUCCUUUUCGUGAACUCACUCUCCCAAGUUAAUCAGCCAAAGGAAUGUAUUCUGUCAACAUCUGAACCAAUCCAUCCGCUAUUUCUACACUGUGAGUCCUUCUAGUGAGCCUAACAGAUUUCCAAUAACUUGUUACUUUUGCUUACCCUUGCAGUGGAACGUAUUUCCCCAUGUUCAUAACAUCUAUCAUUCAACAUCAAUUGUUCCUUUCCAUACUCCCAUACAAACAACACCUCCAAACUAUGCGCUAUGUAAGUGAAGCGGUAUUUAAGAAACUAUCCAAAUAAAAACCAGUGGGAACAGUAUAAGCGGGACGAACAUUUUUUGGCUGCCAAUGUAGCGGUCCCUGCAAACCAUGGCCAGUUUGCCACCACACCCUAAUCAACUCACACUAAGAUAAAUCUUUUUUCCUUUCCAACGCUUUCUAAUUAUACUAUUUACUCUCCCCCUUCCAUUUCCUAUUGUUCAUAAGUAAUCAUACUCUUCAAACUCUAACGAAACAAAACGCGUGCCGCGUGCGAAACACCCGUGCCGGAAAUUUCAUUUCGUUCUCUACACAGGGUCAGACAGAGGAGCGUUAGUAUAAAAAAAACGGAAAAGUAAAUGAAGAUCCAAAGUCCAAAGCAAUGCAAUUUUCCAUAGCAAGCGAGACGAGGCAAAAACAAAUUCGGAGCGAAUAGAAAUGACUAUCAUGUUUUAGGAAGCCAAUUUCGGAGCAAUCGUUGGGAGUUGGAAGCAGAGCGGUUAUUGAAUAACAUAAAACACAUGAGUAAGAAAUAAAACAAAAACAUACAACAAGAAAACUCGUUCUUCUUUACAUAAAAGCAAAGUAAAACUAGAGGUAAAUGAAAAGAAAAUAUUGAAGCAAAGACCAAACGAUAAUGUAAUUCACCAGACAGAAACAAAUCAAAGCGAAGUAAGCAGGUAAGCAUUCACCUAUUUUCCAUUCCAAACAAAAUGACUGAAAAAUGAACUGUGUACAUAAGGGCAUAGAGAACUCUGCCGAACAAAUCAUUGGUCGCCAAUGAGUUGGAAAAAUUGAUCAAAACAAUUCAAAGAGAUUUUCUCCAUAAGUUUUGUUGUGCAGAUUCAUAUAGGGUUUCCCACGAUUUAUUGGUUGGUUCCCAUCAAUUUUUGGUGGGUUCCCAUAUUUUUUUGGUGCGUUUCCACGAUUUUUUGGUCGUUUCCCAGAAUUUCUUGGUCCAAAUGUAUUGACAUCCAAUCGGAAAAUACCAAUAAAUUAUGGGAACGAACCAAAAAUCUAUGGGAUACGAACAAAAAAUCGUGGGAACGCACCAAAAAAUCAUGGGAACUGACCAAUAAAUCGCGGGAAACCCUGUAUUGAACUGUUUGAUUUGCUCAACAAAGUAUUACCACAUUUCAAAAAUGAUUCCUGCCUUCUGUUUCGUUUAGUGUUUCUUUCUCAUACCAUUGCAUACAUUGCUCUCUAACGAUAAUUGACGAUUCAACUAAACUAAUGACAAACGAAAGCGAGGACGUUAAAACAGUUUGAUAAAUAUAAGAUCUAUUAACUUAGUUAGAAAAAAAGGAAAUAACUAUAUAAACGAAAAACAAUCGCAAAAACAAACCAGCGAAUGUGCGACUAUGUUGCAAGGACGUGAAAACAAUAUAUUAAACACAAGAAAAUGAAAUUACCCAAUAAAACAAAUUUGAAAAGCCUAGAUGACACCGCGAACCAUCGGAUCGUUAGUUAAGAGAAAACAAGUACGUUAAAACGUUGGAAUUAAAACGAAGCUGCAACACAACCAUUGCAAACUGCAAUUGCUGAUGUGGGAUUGCAAUGGCAAGCCCUCUACAGAGCUACAGUUUAAUCUUUUGCCGCAAAAACCGAACGCAACAUAAUUAUUCUACACAUGCAACCGAACGGAGCAAAUAGUUAAAGUAAUUAAUAACGAUGGUAUUAUUGAUAACAGAACUGCAUAAAGGUGGUAGUGAUGAGAUUCCUGUAAAUUUGAAAUAAAAAAGAGAACACAUAGAAAAUAAAUAAGGAAACAUAGGAUUGCACUGAUGAGCGAGGAGUAAACAUUUUUAAGUUAAGAGAACACUAGCUACACCUAAGGUAGCAGACUAACUGUAAUCGAGUUCUUGAUUUCCACUCAUUUAAACUCUUCGUUUCGCUUUGCUAGUUGUGAAUAGUUUUCAAACUGUUCGUUUGGUUUGAUGUUUUGGUUCAGUGCGUUUCAUUACCACUUUAUACGUGCUAGACACUGCUCCCCGUAGGAAGAAAAUUAUUAGCAAAACCGUUUUACUAUGCUCCCGAGCUGAGAGGCUCCAGCAAGUGUGUUAGAGACAAAUGCAACCCCCAUGGGAUGGAAAGAUUGUGUGCAAGAGUGCAUUCAUGUAAAAAUGUGAUACUUUUCGCCCAGCCAUUGGCCCGGCCAAGUUGUCUGUUAGAGCAGUACGGCAACAACGCUGCCGGAAGUUUGUAUGAUACACCAGUGUAACCAAGCAAGAGUGCCGAUAGCUACUCGAACGUUAAUUAUUUAAUGCUGUUUCAUAGAUACAUAGUGUGCUACUGCGCCAGAUGAUGAGUCAACAUAUAGAGCGAUCGUGUGUGUUUAGUUGAUCAUGAGAAGAGAACUGUAACUAGCAAACAGAUGCAUUUAAACGCCCCUCUUCUUCUCUGUUUUCCGUUUCAACAAUCAAACAACGCAAAACCAAAAAUUUAACCCGUCGAAAUGCCCCAUCCCAUAUGCGGGUCACAAUUUAAAAAGCUUUACCCAUGUUUCAUUAAUUUCCGAUGCUGCCGUGUUACCGUGAUUCAGUUUUAUGGACAAAACCUUCGGCUCUAACUGAAAUUAACGACAAUUACUAACCCAAACCAAACCUAGAAGUUGAAUAUGAAUGACGAUGGUACUAAAACGGUGAUCAAACGGAUUCUUGCGAUUUAAAAUAACCAAACUCUUGUCAUCCAAAGAGGAAGAGGAAAAGCGUACGAAUAACAUGAAUAUACCGUGGAAUCUAAUUUCAUCUAUUGCGAGCUGGUUGCUUAUUUAGCCUUCCGACAAGGGGAGUCGAUUAGAACAUUUUCUUCCCGUAACGGAACAGAACAACAUUGCAAAGCCAACUAACAUUCAACACACUAAACAGCAGCAGAUGCAGCAUCAACAACAAGAAACAAACGAAUAUAUUUAUGAUAAUUAUACAUUUCACUGUAAUAUGAUUAUCAUUAAUAUUAAACUAUUAUACAAUUUAAAACAAAAUCAUAUAUAGGAAGGUUAUUAGUUAAACAAGAAAGCUUCGGGAUGCGCCCGAACACCCUGAUCUGCUGUGGAGAGGUCUACGUCUAAGCUCUCUACGCAACUAUUGGACAGGCGAAAACUAAAACCAGAACGGCAAUACACACAUACACUUUCACACAUACACACUCUCACAGGCAUAGCAGAAAGUGUGGAAACAUGAAAAAGGGGGAAAAUAAAGUAUUUUUUAUUUAAAAUGAAACCAAAA
Messenger RNA from Anopheles gambiae (African malaria mosquito), 9864 nucleotides. RefSeq names its product protein madd-4 (gene nolo). Bases 1378 to 5295 code for a protein of 1305 amino acids. The record is from RefSeq and is a predicted model, not a curated record. Gene Ontology annotation, molecular function: metalloendopeptidase activity. Gene Ontology annotation, cellular component: extracellular matrix. The transcript is spliced from 20 exons. Gene Ontology annotation, biological process: extracellular matrix organization. NCBI's taxonomy places the organism in Eukaryota, Metazoa, Arthropoda, Insecta, Diptera, Culicidae.